UUUCGGCUCGCCGGAAGUAGAUUUGCUACAUUUCUCCUGUUGUUUAGAUUUCCUCCUAGUCAUCGUCGCUUGUGAGUGUGAGCUCGAGCCGCUCCAGUGUUUCUCCUCACCCCUGAACACACACCACAUUCUCCACAAUGCCUUUGGAAAACCUCGAAGAAGAAGGAUUACCCAAAAACCCCGACCUGAGGAUCGCGCAGCUCAAGUUUCUGCUGACUCUCGAUGACCACCGACAGGAUGCCGAAGUGAAGACCGAGCUCAUGGAGGCGAUCCGGGAGAACAACAUGGCUCCUUACUACGAGACCUUAUGUAAAGAACUGAAGUGGACUGUGGACUCGGAUCUGCUGAGCAAAAUGAAGAAGUCCAACGAAGACGAGCUGAAGCGUCUGGACGAGGUUCUGGAAGACGCGGAGAAAAACCUGGGCGAGAGUGAGAUCCGGGACGCCAUGAUGGCCAAGGCGGAGUAUCUGAUUAGGAUCGGAGACAAGGAAGGGGCUCUGACUAACUUUAGGAAAACUUAUGACAAAACUGUAGCUCUGGGUCACCGGUUAGACAUCGUCUUCUACCUGCUGAGGAUCGGCCUCUUUUACAUGGACAGUGACCUCAUCACACGAAACACGGAGAAAGCCAAGAGUUUGAUUGAAGAGGGCGGAGACUGGGACCGGAGGAACCGUCUGAAGGUGUACCAGGGUCUUUACUGCGUCGCCAUCAGGGACUUCAAGCAGGCCGCUGAGCUUUUCCUCGACACAGUGUCCACCUUCACCUCUUAUGAGCUCAUGGACUACAAGACCUUCGUCACGUACACCGUCUACGUGUGCAUGAUCGCGCUGAAGAGGCCGGACCUGAGGGAGAAGGUGAUUAAAGGUGCUGAGAUCCUGGAGGUCCUGCACAGUCUCCCUGAUGUGCGUCAGUACCUGUUCUCCCUGUACGAGUGCCGUUACUCCAUCUUCUUCCAGUCCUUGGCUCGUGUGGAGCAGGAAAUGAAGAGGGACUGGCUCUUUGCUCCUCACUACCGCUACUACGUGCGCGAGAUGAGGAUUUUGGCCUACAGCCAGCUCCUGGAGUCGUACCGCUCCCUUACGCUGGGCUACAUGGCCGAGGCCUUCGGAGUCAGCACAGAGUUCAUCGACCAGGAGCUCUCGCGGUUCAUCGCAGCAGGCCGCUUGCACUGCAAGAUAGACAAAGUGAACGAGAUCGUCGAGACCAACAGGCCUGACAGUAAGAACUGGCAGUAUCAGGAAACCAUAAAGAAAGGCGACCUCCUGCUGAACAGAGUGCAGAAGCUUUCUCGGGUCAUCAACAUGUAGCACGUUCCCUCAGCACCAGAAGUUCGUCUUUACAUGUUUGAUGCUUGUUCUGAUACAAUUCGGCAGUCUCGACUUGACUUUUGUUUUAUGUACAGUAUCUAAUAAAACCUUUUCAGACAAAA
Molecule: messenger RNA, 1429 nt
Organism: Silurus meridionalis
Lineage: Eukaryota; Metazoa; Chordata; Actinopteri; Siluriformes; Siluridae
Gene: psmd6
Product: proteasome 26S subunit, non-ATPase 6
Exons: 8
Coding region: 138-1307 (389 amino acids)
Biological process (GO): proteasome-mediated ubiquitin-dependent protein catabolic process
Cellular component (GO): proteasome regulatory particle
Molecular function (GO): protein binding
Source: RefSeq, a predicted model, not a curated record